GGCGGCCCCCAGUUGAGGGGCGCCGGGCACGCGGGCUGGACCCACGGGGACGCGCGGGGUGGCCAGGCGCGGCCCGAUCCCCGAAACGCUGUCUGGGUCCCUGGGGGCGUGAUAGAUAAUGAGCUUCCUGUCCCUGGAGGUGUGCAAGUGGAGCCUGCGCCGGGAUCCCUCAGGCCGGUGAGGCGGGACUCCGCGCUAGACGCACGCCCCCUCCCAGCCCCGGGACCUGCUCCUUGAUGUCCGGCCGCGAUACUGGGGUGUGUGUUGGGGUAGGUAUAGAGGGAGUGGCUACAGGGCCACCUAUUCAUUGCAGGGACAAAGCCAGCAGGACUCGGGCUGGUGUCAGCCUGCGGGUGUGUGGCCUCAGUGAGCAUACCUCCUGGCUGGGAGGGUUAAGGAAGCCCUGGGGAGGGACAGCGGGCACCGGAAAAUAGGGUCUGAGCCUGGAGGAGGAGCCACCCCCAGGGAAACCUGUCCGUGGUGAGAUUCGAAGGCCAUGAGCCUGGAGGCAGUGUGGGAAGAAAACUAGUGUGUGUGACUGUGAGGUGGAGGUGAGAAAGAAGGGAUCAAGAGCAGGUAGAGACCCUGUGAGAGCAAGGGUGAGGUGAGUCUGGGAAGGGAGUUGAAGGUGUGAUGAGGACAGGAGGGGAGGAGGGACAAACUGAACCGGGCGUGGGUUUGUGUGUAUAACCGGGCAUGCGUGUGUGUGUGUGUGUGUGUGUGUGUGUGUGUGUAAUAGCCUAUGUGUGCCCCAGAGGCUGCAUACUCCCCUCCACCUGGGGCUUUUGGGGCACCAGUCCCAGGAGUGGCCAGGUGGGCUUGGGGACACAGCCUGAGCAACUGCAAGUCCACUCAGACCCCAACCUCCAGCCAGCUCAGGCAGAGAUGGGAGCCUAGAGGGGUGCUGGCAGUCUCAGGACAGGUCUGGUGAGGUGGGGAGUCUGACCAGGCUGAGCCUCAGUGUCCAGCGUCGGACUUGGGCAGCCAGUUCUGCCCUGGCUAUGGGAGGAGGAAGGAAUAGAAGGAGUGGGGGGCAUCUCAGUCCAGGGCCCUCAUCCCCAGCCCUUCCCAGGCCCCUGGACCUUGGGGCAGAGUCAGGGAUCACCCUGGGUAGCUGUUGAGCCCCCAGAUUGGGGAAUUGGAGAGACCGGGGUUUGAAUCAUGUGACCCUCGUUGAGCCUUCUGCCACCUCAGAACCUCAUCCUCCCAUUCCUCUCCAGGUGGGUGGGAGGUGACAGUGCCCACCGCUGGGCAGAGAAGUAAGUGAGGUGAAGCUGGGAGAGGACUCAGCCAAGCACGCUGGAGACAUUCUGUCACCUGUAGCUGCCACUUUGCCGCAUGUGUGGGGUCAGUUGGGGCCGGGUCUGAGCUGGGCUGUUGUCUGUCACGCUGCAGAUAUGCAGGGAGCAUUUGGGGUCACCUCCGAUGUGUUUAUCCCCAGGCUGCUGUCGGCAGGCCCAGAAAAGCUCUGUAAAUAUUUAUCCAUCCCAGUUCACAGCCUUUAGGCUUGAUGAAAGCUCCGCAGCCCAGUGGGUCGGAUGCUGCCUUCCCUUGUGGAGCCAGCAGGGGCAGGGGCAGGGUGGGGGAGCUGGACCUGCCUGCCUACUAGCUGUCGGACUUGGGCAGGUUGCUUAAUGUCUCUGAGCCUCAGAGGGACAUAGAAUGGCAUGGGCAUGCUCUCCUGCCUUCCUUACAGCCCAGGUGUCCUUCCCUCAGGGUCACUUGCCCACAGUGAAGGGAGUAGCUGUAAUUAUCCCACUGGACCAACAGCAGACAGGUCCAGAGAGGGGCAUGGCCAGCCUGGCCUUCCUGGCAGUUUCCAGUCAGGUUCUUCCCGCCCCUGCCCUCUGCACGCCUCCCAUUUUCCUGAUGGGAAGUUGACCCAGCGGCUCACUCCGAGUCUCUAGCUCAGCCAAGAGAUGGAGUUCCCCGAAAAAUUCCUCGAGUAUGUUUGAGGGCUGUGGUUUGGUGCCUGCCAGGCAAGGGCAGGGUGAGCGAGCUGGGCACCCACCCCAGGGCAGGCCAGGGGAGGCCACCAGCUGAGGAGGAGGUGGGGAUGCACAGAGGAGGAGCACUGCCCAGGAAUGUCGGUUUUGGAGACAGGCCAGAGAGCUGGGCGGGGGGCUGUGAGGGGCUGUGGGUAGAGAGGCUUGAGCCCCAGCUCUAGACCCAGCUCUUGCCUGACUUGCUGUGUGACCCUGGGCCAAGACCUUGACCUCUCUGUGUCUGUUUCUUCCCCUGGGAAGUGGGGUGAUGUCUGCUCCCCAAUCCCUCAGGGCUGUAGAGAGGCAAGGUGUGGUUUCUGCCCACCACCCACCUCACUGCCUCCCAACAGCCCUCGGGGGACUGGCGCACCCAUCUGUGGAAUCAGGUUGCUGCGUGCCGGGCCUUGCCGCUAGGGCUCCUGGCCCCAGCUCAGAAAGGACUCGGGAAGAGAGAGGGCGGGAGGUCAGCAUGGCAGGGAGGGUGUGUCCCAGCCCAGCAAUGGGGAAACUGAGGCCAAGAGCCCUUAAAUGAUGGGCUCCACUGGCAGAGGCUUGAUCCUAGUGCCUCCUGCUGAUUCAUGCCUCAAGACCAAUGACUGUGACAUGGUCAGGGAGCAAGAGGCCCCUGGCUUGCGAGUGGACAUAGCCGGAGAGCUCCCUUCUAGCUGAGACUCCUUUUUAAGAUUUCAAGUCUGGGAGUUCCCAUGGUGUCUCAGCGGUAACAAACCUGACUAGUAUCUGUGAGGAUGCUGGCUCCAUCCUUAGCCUUGCUCAGUUGGUUAAAGGAUCCAGUGUUGCCGUGAGCUGUGGUAUAGGUCACAGAUGCGGCUCCAAUCUGUCAUUGCUGUGGCUGUGAUGUAGGCCUACAGCUGCAGCUCCGGUUUGACCCCUAGCCUGGGAACCUCCAUAUGCUGCGGGUACAGCACUGAAAAAAGAAAAAAUCAAGUCUGGAAAUGUUGGGGGACCUGGAGGGUUGUAGGAGCUCAAGGGAAUUUGGUGGAGCUGAUUCCUAGGUGUGGGAGGGGAGGGCCCACGGGGCCGAGAAGCCAGAGCAGAUAAGAGGCUCUUCUCUGCGCCAGAUGCUGCAGGGGCAUUACAGAGGGAGGUCAUGAUGUGACACCGUUCCAUUUGACAGAUAGCAAAGAGGAGACUAAGGACAGUGACUUGCCCAGGGCCACUCCAUCCAGGGUCUCCACAGCAUAGCACUGGGCCUUCUGAAUCUCAAACCAUGGCCCUUUCUGCUGUACUGAGAGUACCAGGGGCCUGGGUAUGGAUUUGGUGCCUCGUGGGAGCAGGAGAAGACGGCACAGUGUGUGCCCGUCAUCCAUGCUCCCUCUGUGACUGGCUGCUCCAGGCCUCUCUGGAGGGCAGAGAAGAGGACAGGUUUCUGCUUAAGAACAGGAACAGAUCUGGCAGGCUGAGCUCCGGGCUGUCUGGGGCUCCCAAGGGAGGAUCCUCGGACCCCUUGCCAGGCUUAGGGGAAGGAAUGUGUUUAUCCUGGAGGUCAGGGGGCAGCGUGGCGAGGGGAAGGGUUGAGCCACAUGGGCCUGGGGUCCACAUCCUCAAUGUGACACCUGGCAGAGUUAUCACCCCCACCUCACACCGGAGGUGGGGGCGGGGGGUUGGUGAACCUCCCUGCAAAGCUCCUGGGAAGCAGCAGGUGCUUUAUAAUUUCCCUUCUUCCUCUUCUGUCACCAAGGUGAGGCCAGCCUGGGUCCCUCCUCCAGGGGCAGGGUGACUCCAGCCUGAAGAACAGUGCAGAGUAGCAGGUAGGGGGUGGGCUGCUCCCCGGCAAGUUGCUUAACUUCUCUGGGUUCUGGGUCCUCAUCUGAGAAGUGGGGAUGCUGAUGGCGGAGAUGGGGUGUGGUCCCACCAGGGGCUAAGAGCGUGUCCGUGGAGCUGUUGGCCGGGUCCUGGCCUACAGACAGGUACAAUAGCAACCAGCACUUCCUAACAGCAUGCCUGGUGUCGGCUGGGUUCUACCACGUGACGAGCCAUUCCUAAACAACUCUGAAAUGGGGGCAGACUGGCCCAGAGCCCCAAACCCCAAGUUACUCCACAGCCCCACAGGGGUUCAGAAGCUCUAGUGUCCAGAAGAUCCCUUUGUCGCAGGGUAUCCUUGGGAUUGAGUGGCCUGGGGGGUUGAGUACUUGGUGACUCUGGAAUCAGCUGCUGGGGGGUUGGGAGACUAAUUGGAGCUCGGGGCGCCUGGGGCCUGGGAGAGCCGCCAGAGGCUGAGGCCGAGGGUGGGGCCUGGGUGGCCCAGCUCCCGCCCCAAAUAUGGCUGUGGGGAGGCCAUGGUGCCCCGACCAGACAGGCCCAGACCAGACAAGCGCUGAGGCUCUCAGCAAACAGCCUGCUCCAUGCCUCUCCCCUAGCUUUACCUUCACCUACGGCCUGGGAUGCCAGAGUCCUCCCCUGGCCCUGCCAUGCCCUUGCUGGGGGACCCCACAGGCCCUCCCAGCCUCUCUGGGCUUCUGCUGAGAACUAUGACCCCACCCCACCCCACCCCACCCCCGCCCUGGGACUCACAGAGGAUGACAGCUCUGGGUUAGAAGCAUUGUUUGUAGUCCAGGGGCUCUGGCCGAUGGGCCUUGGCGUCUGGUAACUGUCCACACCCCAUAUGCGCAUGGAGGGGGAAGCAGAUCCUGUCCAGCCCCACUGUGUGCCCAGCCCUGGAAGGGCGUGAGUGAAACUGACCCCAGACCUCAGCCCUCAGUUCCAGGUGCCCGUAGCUGGUGCCUGGCCCGUGCUGAGGCUUUGCACACAGCGCUUGGCUCACCCUCAGAUCCACACCAGGAAGAAGUAUCACCCCAUCUGUCUGGAUGUUCACCACCGCCACCCAGUGAGGAGGGGGCCGCAGCCCUGGCCUGAAGCUCCUCGCAGCGGACCAGCCCCUGCCCUGGCCUACCAGGAGGCGCCCCGGCCUGGUGGUGGCCCCAGACCUCCCCGCUGUGGCGUGCCUGACCCACCUGGGGGGCCAAGUGCGCGCAACCGCCAAAAGCGGUUCGUGCUGUCUGGUGGGCGCUGGGAGAAGACCGACCUCACUUACAGGUAGGGCCAGUAGCCAGGAGUAGACACAGCCCUGCCUGUCGUGGAGCUAGGUGAUAACCAGGUCUUGGUUCAGAUCUGUCACUGCAACCAGGAAUCCUCGCAGGUAGGGAACAGUGGAGGUAGGACAGGUAAUAAUAGUUCAGGUGACCUGAGCCUCACCCCCUCCCACACCUUACCCCACGCCGCCACCGCCCAGUGUUGCAGAUGCUGAGGCUUACACAUCCUGUAGGGGGCGCCCGACCUGGGAGAGAAAGCCUGAAGACUGGUGUGUCCCACUGCAUUGGCACCUAAACUGCUGGGGCCCCAGAAAGGCCCUGAGAUGGGAGCUGGGAACCAGGAGUGGGGCAGGUCCAGGGGCCACGUUCUCCCCAUGGUGAGCAGUACAGUCAGGUCUAGAAGGUGGGGCUUGGGAGUCCUGGUCCUGUUCUUCAGCCGGAUGAAGACACCUGUGUGCACCUAAGGAUACACCAACCCACACAAAGAUGUGCCCAUGCGGCAGAGGGACCAGUGUGCCUGAGGCCCAGAGCACACCUGGCCUCUGGUCCUGCAUGUGUGCACCCCUACUGAGCAUCCUGGGGCAACUCCUGGCCCAGCGGGCAUCUGGGGCUGACCCUGCCCUGAGCCGGGCCCAGGCCCCACUUCCUCCCCCCAGGAUCCUCCGGUUCCCGUGGCAGCUGGUGCGGGAACAGGUGCGGCAGACGGUGGCAGAGGCCCUACAGGUGUGGAGCGAUGUGACGCCACUCACCUUCACCGAGGUGCACGAGGGCCAUGCCGACAUCAUGAUUGACUUCACCAGGUACUGGCAUGGGGACAACCUGCCCUUUGAUGGACCUGGGGGCAUCCUGGCCCAUGCCUUCUUCCCCAAGACCCACCGAGAAGGGGAUGUCCACUUUGACUAUGAUGAGACCUGGACAGUGGGGGACAACCAGGGCACAGACCUCCUGCAGGUGGCAGCCCACGAAUUUGGCCACGUGCUCGGGCUGCAGCACACAACAGCUGCUAAGGCCCUCAUGUCCCCUUUCUACACCUUCCGCUACCCGCUGAGCCUCAGCCCAGAUGACCGCAGGGGUAUCCAGCACCUCUAUGGGCAGCCUCAGCUAGCCCCCACCUCGGGAUCCCCAGACCUGGGCCACAGGGCUGGGGUGGACACCAAUGAGAUUGCACCACUGGAGCCGGACACCCUACCAGAUGCCUGCCAGGUCUCCUUUGAUGCAGUUGCCACCAUCCGUGGUGAACUCUUCUUCUUCAAGGCAGGCUUUGUAUGGCGGCUGCGCAGGGGCCACCUGCAGCCUGGCUACCCUGCACUGGCCUCUCGCCACUGGCAGGGACUGCCCAGCCCCGUGGAUGCAGCUUUUGAGGAUGCCCAGGGCCACAUCUGGUUCUUCCAAGGAGCUCAGUACUGGGUGUAUGAUGGUGAGAAGCCAGCCCUGGGUCCCGCACCCCUCUCUGAGCUGGGCCUGCCCGGCUCCCCUGUCCACGCCGCCCUGGUCUGGGGCCCUGAGAAGAACAAGGUCUACUUCUUCCGAGGCGGAGACUACUGGCGCUUCCAUCCCAGCACCCACCGUGUGGAUAGCCCCGUGCCUCGCCGGGCCACUGACUGGCGAGGGGUGCCCUCUGAGAUCGACGCUGCCUUCCAGGACGCCGAUGGCUAUGCCUACUUCCUGCGUGGCCGCCUCUACUGGAAGUUUGACCCUGUGAAGGUGAAGGCCCUGGAGGGCUUCCCCCGCCUCGUGGGCCUGGACUUCUUUGGCUGUUCCGAGCCUGCCAACACUUUCCGCUAGCCACGGCUUGGAUGUCCUCAGGGCUCCUGACCCUUGUCUGGCCAGCUGGAGACCGCGGUCAUCUUUGUUGCUGUGGGCACCAGGCUUGGCACAGAGCCCUGGGGGGUGGGGAGGAGGGCUGCUGCCACCAAGACUGCAGGGGGGCCAUGCAGGUCAUGGCCAGCUGCCAUCAACCGUCUCAGACUUGGACCAGGAGGCUUUAGUGUUAAGAGUGAGGGUGGCUGAGGGUGCCCAUGGCUCCACCAUUCCCGUGCAGGUCACGGUAAAACCCAGCUGCCCUUGGUCUCCACCCUCAUCUCUCAGGUAGGACCUUGGCUGGGCGGGGGAGCUGGAGUCCUCACCAUCCCUGCUGCGGGGGUUCCACAGGGUGCUGGUGGUCUCGGGGCCCUGUGCCUUCUGCCCUUUCCCGAGAAGUCAGCUCUGGGUGGGUGCUUGCAGCUGGCCGUCUUCCAGCUGGUAAUUCUGGAGACCUGUUCCCAAGAUCCAGGCCAAAACGUCCAGUCAGCUGGUGAGGGGGGUGCUUUCUGCUCAAGACCCCGGGCCCUGGAGGCCCCAACAUACCUCAGUCGUGUCACGGGUCAGAUCCUCUUCAGCCCUCCCCAACCCCAGGUCCUCCAAAGCCAUGUAAAUGUGUACAGUGUGUAUAAAGCCUUUCUUUCUUUCUUUCCUUUUUUUUUUUUUUUUAACUGAGGACUGUCAUUAAACAUGGUCAUUUUCUACCUGCC
Messenger RNA from Sus scrofa (pig), 7545 nucleotides. Lineage: Eukaryota; Metazoa; Chordata; Mammalia; Artiodactyla; Suidae. The record is from RefSeq and is a predicted model, not a curated record.